Messenger RNA from Pseudomyrmex gracilis, 1051 nucleotides. RefSeq lists its product as uncharacterized. The transcript is spliced from 5 exons. NCBI's taxonomy places the organism in Eukaryota, Metazoa, Arthropoda, Insecta, Hymenoptera, Formicidae. The coding region runs from base 97 to 960 and encodes 287 amino acids. The record is from RefSeq and is a predicted model, not a curated record.
CUUAUAGAUUGGUGAAGCGGAUCUGAACGCGCGUCCACUUGUGUUAAAACUCGCUGAAGCGUACACGCAUCUGGUCUUCUCGUAAAGUGUCGUAGGAUGUUUUGGUGCUGCUGUCUUCUGAGCCUUCUGCUCGUACUCGGUGACGCAUAUGAUUUUUCGAAUAGCAGAGUACGACGUCAAAAUGUACCUCUACAAAAUGGUCAAUUGAUAGACAAUAUUUUCAACAUCCCGAUAACGGCGAUCAAACAAACCGCUACAGCGGCACAAGCCAUCGCACCUGAAAAUUCACAACCUGUUUUAGAUAAUCUGUUUAAGAUUCCAGUCUCGACUCUGGAGGCUGUCGGUUCACUCGUUAAAACCACAACUGAACAAAGACAGCAAAAUGCGCAAAAUAUUCAAGAGAGAAGAGAACGAUUGGCUGCCAUAAAGGAACAAAAAAGGAAGCGAAAAGAGGAAAUUCGAAACCAGCGAGUGCAGCAGCAACAAGUGACGAGAGUUGUAAGACAUUUCAACGAUCCGUUUGGAUUAAACGCAUUGACUGAUCUCCUGGUUGGACACGGUGGCGGACACCAUGGCGGACAUCAUAUUAAUAAACUCAUCGGACAUCACCCUUUGUUAUGUGGCAAUAACUGUCACGGUGGAAUUUUCGGCAGUAACGGUCAUCGACCAAAUGGCUACGAGGUUCACGAGAACGUGGACGAGGACACAUCUUUUUCCUGGCACGGUAUAACCGCUGGUUUCGGCACUGUCCACACUCGACCUUUCGCCAGCGCUAUUAAAAUCGAGAAUAAAGUCGCUCCCAAACAAACUAAGCAAAAAGUUCCGAAAUACUCGACUAAUAAUGGAAAUUCCCAGAACAAAAUUGCAAACACCAGAUAUAAGCCAACGCGCGAGUACGACGAUCCGCCUCUCGAAAAUAAAAUUGCACCCAAACAAGGAAGAAUAACCUUUUCGCAAUAAUAAUGUUAACAUAUAUGUGACGAAAUAACGCAUUAGAGAGAUGUACAAGUUUAUUUUUUAUAACGAAUAUUUAUCUUCAUCUUGUGCUUCA